Plasmodium inui San Antonio 1 is the source of this 1815-nucleotide messenger RNA. RefSeq lists its product as hypothetical. Bases 1 to 1815 code for a protein of 604 amino acids. The record is from RefSeq and is a predicted model, not a curated record. Gene Ontology annotation, biological process: attachment of GPI anchor to protein; protein localization to cell surface. Gene Ontology annotation, cellular component: GPI-anchor transamidase complex; membrane. NCBI's taxonomy places the organism in Eukaryota, Apicomplexa, Aconoidasida, Haemosporida, Plasmodiidae. The transcript has 8 exons.
AUGAACCGCCGCCGAGGAUCUACACCCGCGAAAAGUGCGGACAAGCCAAGGCACUGGCAUUUAGCUGCAACCCUCCUCUGCUGCCUCCUCGUGAGAGUCACCACCUUCUAUGUCAUAAACAUUCUGCAAGGAAGUGAAUACAAAUACAUUGACCAGUUAAUCACUCUUGAGAAGGAAGGAAGCCCCCAUGGAGGUCUCCACAAAACAGGACGUCUUUCCCACUCAGGGGAAGAAGAGGGGACACAUCAUUUCCACUCCGAACAAAUGAACCAUACAGAACAUCUGCAGGGAUAUUUCCAAAGCAACAAACGCAAUGGAAGACUAAAACAGUUUUUAGGAAAAAAUGAUUCCAUGCAUUACUCGUUCAAUUCCGAUUUGUACAAUUUAAAGUACCUCUACGAAAGUGACGUCUUGGGACGGCUGUCUGCGGAUGUUUACUCGUCCCUGACGGUGCGCGUCAACCCCCUCCUGCUUAAGGCGCUGCAGUUUGUCCUCUUACGGGGGAUUCCUCUGAGAGGGGGGAGCGAUGAUCGCGGCGGAAGUGCUGAACGGCGUGGAAGUCCUUCCCGCGGGGCUGCUCCCCACCCGCUGCACAGACCUGAACUGCGUUUCUUCCUCCUCAUCUGCGCAGUGGACCUUCUCCUGGGCGUCCUCUUAUUCCUGAUAGCGCAACGCCUGGCGAGGUGGGAAGCCUACUUCCGCUAUGUUGAUGAAGACGCCAUGGACAGGGGGGAAACGCUGCACAAGGCGGAAACUCUGGACAUGAUGCGUACGCGGAACGCGCAGGGCACUCACUGCCACCUGAUCGACCCCAUUUUUCUGACCAACUUGUACCUGAACAAUCCCCUCACCAUUCUGGCCAAUAGUUUCCUCUCCUUUGAUAAUUUUAAGCUCCUCCUAAUAACCACGUCGUUCUAUUUGUCCCUUAGAAGGAUCAGAAGAGAAGCAUCGCCCCCCCAACGGUCUACACCCAACCUUAUUGCAACCCUCUUCGUAAAUGCCAUCCUCCUUUACGUCACAUCAUUUCACUUCAUCCUUGUUCUCAUCGGAGUAAAUAACCUCGUGGUGUACUUCCACCAGGGUAUAAUGUACAAGCACAAACUUAAGGUGCCACUUAAUUGUCUGGAAAUGUUUCUGAUCAUUUUGCAAAAUGUGGCAUUGCUCAUCGCGACACUGGCUAUGUAUGCCCUCCUCAUGCUGGCCUCUGUCUACGUCAACUCGGGGUCUUGGUCCUUCCUAAACAACACACUCAUUAACGAAUACAAGAUCCUCUUCCUGCUGCCCAACUUGGGGAAUUACUGGUACCUCUUCUCCACGAUGUUCCGGGACUAUUACCACUCCUUCUUGUUCCUCUUCCAUUUCCACGUGUUCCUUUACCCCCUCCCUCUCCUCUUCCGCCUGGUGAAGACGCCAGUGAUUUAUUUAAAAAUCAUGAUUUCGAUUGCUCUAGUUUUUCAUCCCAACAUAACGGUGAACGACAUUGUGUUUUCUUUGCUCCUCCUCGUAAUUGACUACAAAAGGACAGUUUCUGCUAUCCCCUUCGCCAAAUUGAUAAUCAUACUGCUGGCAAACUUGGGGCUCUUCUUCGUCACAACAAAUCUGUGGUUGCGCAAAAACACGGGCAAUGCCAACUACGCCUUUUUUAACCAAUUGAUCGUUUUCAACAUAACGACUUUUAUCAUAACAAGUAGCAUAAAAUUUUACAUUCGCGUCCAAACACCGGAGAGACAGCUGCAGGAGGGGAAAUGUAUCGUCGUUUCGACUGAGAAAAACAAGUUUAACCUUUUUCAAACUUUGAAGGAGACCUUCGUGUAG